Molecule: messenger RNA, 1887 nt
Organism: Capronia coronata CBS 617.96
Lineage: Eukaryota; Fungi; Ascomycota; Eurotiomycetes; Chaetothyriales; Herpotrichiellaceae
Exons: 1
Coding region: 1-1887 (628 amino acids)
Biological process (GO): calcium ion import across plasma membrane
Molecular function (GO): calcium channel activity
Source: RefSeq, a predicted model, not a curated record
AUGACCUUCCCUCCUAAACUCUCACCUCUCCAAUCCAGGUUUGCUGCGUCGUUGGUAGCAUCCUUGGUCCUAUUAGCGGUCUACGUAUUCCUGACGAAACCUCACUUCGCCUAUGCUGUCGAACUCGAUGCCCGGAUACCCCGAGAAGACCAUAACCACUAUCUGAUACUCGACGAGGGAGACAGUGACCUAUUUGGUGACGGAACGUACUGCGAGCAAGAGGAAGCCAGUCUUGUAGCGCGAGCGGAGGCCGGUGUGUCGGCGUUGGCCAACAAUGAUCCUCAGAACAGGAACAUCAACAUUGGCGAGACACAGCAUUGGGUCUUUCCUCAGGAGUCUAUUGACGGACCAGGAGGUGCCAUUGGUCCUGGCCUGCCGUCAGAGAAUGUGGAAGAGCGGGACCUAGAUCAAAACCUGCAUGGCCUUAGGAAGCGACAAGACGGGAAGAGAGUGUAUAUUACAAUCAAUACGUGCUUGCAACCUUCUUCGAACACCACCGGCGAUGGGCCAAACAAGUCAAUCCCGCCGCAAUUGCAGAUGUACAUCUCUCUGUCUGAAAGGGACCAGAGACCCGGGCCAGGGUCCGGCGACACCGUCGAUGUGGAUGGAGGAUAUGCCCUUUAUGAGGUGGAUGCUACCAGCGAUGUCUACAUUGGGGUGUCUGGACCCAACACGACAGACUUCACUGGCAUCUGGAACUACGAGAUAGCUGCUUCCAUCGACGCCCCUUACCACGGCUCCAAGCCCAAUGUGGCGAAUCUACAUUUCGUUGACAGCGACAACCACGCGGCACUACUCAUCACCAACGACACGACUCAGGCACAACCGAAUGAGACCCUAUACCAGGAAUGGAUGGAUCUCACCCCUCCAUGGGGAGUGUUUGCUGCCAACCAGAACGAGACGGCCAUCCUCGGAGUCAAGAACUCGUUUUGCGGAUUGAAGAACACGGCCCGCAUAGCCGCCAACGUGCCCGGUUUUGAAAGCCAGAACGUUGCCAAGAUGACCAAUCGAGGGCUGGGAGGCAAACCAAAAGAGCAGUUCUACAUCACAGGACUCAAUGCCACUUCUCGAUACUGGGGGUUCCUCGUCAUGAACGGCAACUCGACGGCGUAUGGAAAUGGUGUUGUAGGAGGCGGAGGCACCGUCUGGCAAGCGAUCAACUUCCAGACCAAAACGGAGGACAACUGCGCCUUGAUGUACAACCUCUCCUUCUGUUCCGAAGUCGCCUAUGCCGUCCCCACCAACCCGAACAGAUUCGCUCCUACGACCGGCUUGCCCGAAUUGGCCGCAUUGUACGAUUCUAACGCGGCGCAGAUGUACCAAUACUUCAACUAUUCUCUCCAGCAGAUUCCAUGCAACACCACCUCGAGCGCACAGUAUUCCUUGGCCCGGAACUGCGACGACUGCGCCCGGGCCUACAAACAGUGGCUCUGCGCCGUGACCAUUCCUCGAUGCAGCGAUUUCUCCAGCAACGAUCCGUGGCUCAAACCGCGCAAUCUCGGCCGGCCGUUUGCGAACGGCUCCAGCAUUUCCGCGUCUCAGUUAAACAUCGACCAAGCACUGCUUAACGCCGUAGCGACCAACUCCUCACGCAAUCCUAUGAUCGACAACUCCAUCCAGCCGGGGCCGUACAAGGAAGUCCUUCCUUGCAAGGAUCUGUGUUACGAUCUGGUCCAAAGUUGUCCCGCGGCGUUGGGAUUCGCUUGUCCCUUGGAGCGUGCGGGACUGGAGGACAGCUAUGGCAGCCGAAGUAAUGACUCGGGUGUCAUCAGCUGCAGUUACCUUGGUGCGGCGUACUAUCUCAGCGGUGCAGAAACCAUGGCACCUGGUGCCAUGAGAAAUGUUGCACUACUGGUGUUUGCUGUUCUACUAAUGAACCUGUUCUAG